GAAGACAGAUGUCAAGAAUGCCUUCAACUCUGUACACAGACAGCAUCUGCUAGAGCAAGUGUCCUCAAGACACCCUGACAUUUUACAUCAUGUCUCUCAAAUGUAUUCUAAACCUAGUUCUCUACUUUUUCAGCAAGGGGGUUCUCCAGUCAUCAUCCAGUCCGAGGAAGGGAUUCAUCAGGGUGAUCCCCUGGGCCCCGCACUUUUCUCGACAGCAAUACAUCCAAUCUUGAGUGAUCUGCAGAAUUCAAACCCCUCUAUCAGAGUUUUGGCUUACCUUGAUGAUGUCUUCAUGGUUGGUUUGCCCCAAGAUGUCCUAUCUGCUUUAGAUGAUCUACGACCUGCAUUUGAAGCCAUUGGCCUUUCAAUUGCCAAUCAUAAAUGCAAGAUCUAUUCUGGUUUAGACUCACCAUGCCUGUCAAGUAACACAGCCUCGUCUAUCCCAGUCACAUCUGAUGGCACAGUGAUUCUUGGGACCCCAAUAGGCAGGGAUGAUUUCAUUUUUGCUUCUUGUGAUGACACUGCUAAAUCAGGCAGCCAGCUAUGUGAUAAGCUAGUAGAUCUAGGGGAUGUUCAGAGUGCGAUGUUGUUGCUGCGAUAUUGCCAUGUACCUCGACUCAACCAUCUUGCUCGAACAGUGUCGCCUGCAUUAUUACUUCCAGCGGCCAGAAUCCACGACUCACUAACCAGGAAGACAUUCACUCUUUUGAUGGGCUACGAAAAUAUUGGAGAUAAACCUUGGGCUCAGGCUUCCCUGCCAAUCAGAGUAGGUGGAUUUGGCAUGACACCACUAGUAUCGCUCUCUCAAUGUGCGUUUGUCUCAUCGUGGGCCCACAGCAUCAAAGAGUUGCCAAACUAUUUUUCAAGUCUGAAUCAAAUUCUUCAUAAUGUUGUCCACGGUGACCACGGUGAUCCCCAGAGAGGUUCUAUAGCUCAAGCUCUUCGUGAGGCAGUGCCUUCUGACAAACAACUGGAAGAUAUGCUACGGAAUAAAAGUAAACUACAAAGAAAACUGACACAGGAUUUAGCCAGCACUGCCAUCACUGACAUGAUUAUGAUAAGCUCAUGCGAUAGAGAGGCAGCAAGACUUCGGUCUUUGCAAGGCAAAGGGGCAGGGGCAUGGAUAAAUACGAUACCAACUUCGCAGAAGCUCGCACUAGAAUCCCGCGAUUUUCGCUUGGCGGCCUGCAUGAGGUUGGGAUUGUCUAUGCCCUUCAAAGGAUAUAUCCAAAGAUGUGAUUGCGGUGUCUCCCUUGAUGGAUCUGGCUAUCAUUUCUUGACAUGUAAAUGGGGUGGUGGGCCUGUCUGGUCCCACGAGUCCAUAGCUGCAGUGUGGGCAGAUUGUUUGAGAGAUCUCCAUAUACACCACCGACGGGAACCUAGAAACAGGUACUCAAACUCAAAUGACCGCCCGGAUAUCUCUGUUUUUGACUGUGGCUCUGGGUCUAAUGUGGACCUGGACAUCUCACUGGCGCACCCAUGGAGCUCUGAAAUCGUCAGCAGUGCAGCACACACAGAUGGAGCUGCAGCACUAAAGAGAGAAGAGAAGAAGCUGACCAAAUAUUACAAACAACUCCUUCCUGGGGGAGAAUCGUUCACCAUUGUCCCCUUAGUCCUGGAGCAUUUUGGAAGAUGGGGCAAGGAAUCAGAAUGUUAUCUACAACAAUUGUCCCUCAGAUCUACAGACGACUUGGGAAGACUGAACAGGGCGGAGUUUUUGCUGCAGUGGAGACAACGCAUUUCAGUUCAGUUGCAAAAAUGCAAUGCGAAAGUUAUCUAUCGCAAGGUAGAGGGUGUGCUGAGAAGUGGCAAAUAAGAAGUGUUAUCUGUAAUAAUAGAGAAGAAACGUGGACCAAUACGGUCCAUAUAUCAUAUAUGUUUUUUCAAGUGUAGUUUAUGCAGAGAACAAAACUUUCAAAUAUUUUACUUUAGACGUGGCUGUACUAGCUCCUCUAGCCUGUAAUAGUUUCGAUGUUUGAAAUUAUACUACC
This is a messenger RNA of Corticium candelabrum, 1991 nucleotides long. RefSeq lists its product as uncharacterized. Lineage: Eukaryota; Metazoa; Porifera; Homoscleromorpha; Homosclerophorida; Plakinidae. The transcript has a single exon. The record is from RefSeq and is a predicted model, not a curated record. Bases 101 to 1816 code for a protein of 571 amino acids.